Molecule: messenger RNA, 5189 nt
Organism: Oryctolagus cuniculus (rabbit)
Lineage: Eukaryota; Metazoa; Chordata; Mammalia; Lagomorpha; Leporidae
Gene: GLRB
Product: glycine receptor beta
Biological process (GO): chloride transport; monoatomic ion transmembrane transport
Cellular component (GO): postsynaptic membrane
Molecular function (GO): transmembrane signaling receptor activity; extracellularly glycine-gated chloride channel activity
Source: RefSeq, a predicted model, not a curated record
UGUUCAAGAUGAAGUUGUUAUUGGCGAUCACAUUGUUUAUUUUCAUUUCCUUGUGGGUUGAAGAGGCCUAUUCUAAGGAAAAGUCUUCAAAGAAAGGAAAGGGGAAAAAGAAGCAGUAUCUGUGCCCAUCGGCACCAGCAGGAAGCAGCCCAGAAUGGAACUUGUGCCCAUAUGGGAUGCUGGCACUGAAGACUGUGGCUUCACUCGCUAAGAUGCAACAUCGGCCCCGUUAAGGUCAUUUUAAAAUUAUGAUUUCUUAAAUAUCAUAUUUAUAUAGAUAACAUUCUGUCCAUCAUCAUCAUCAUCAUCAUCAUUAUUUAAAGUCAGCAGUCAGCAGAGGACCUGGCCCGAGUGCCCGCCAACUCCACUAGCAAUAUCUUGAACCGGCUGUUGGUCAGUUAUGACCCCAGGAUAAGACCAAAUUUCAAAGGCAUCCCUGUUGAUGUGGUUGUCAACAUUUUUAUCAACAGUUUUGGAUCCAUUCAAGAAACAACAAUGGACUACAGAGUUAACAUCUUCCUGAGACAGAAGUGGAAUGACCCCAGGCUGAAGCUCCCUAGUGACUUCAGGGGCUCAGAUGCACUGACAGUGGAUCCCACGAUGUACAAGUGUUUGUGGAAACCUGAUUUAUUCUUUGCAAAUGAGAAAAGUGCCAAUUUUCACGAUGUAACCCAGGAAAAUAUCCUCCUCUUUAUUUUUCGGGAUGGAGAUGUCCUUGUCAGCAUGAGGUUAUCUAUUACUCUUUCAUGCCCUUUGGACUUGACAUUGUUUCCCAUGGAUACCCAGCGCUGCAAGAUGCAGCUGGAGAGCUUUGGUUAUACAACUGAUGAUUUGCGAUUUAUCUGGCAGUCAGGAGAUCCUGUUCAGUUAGAAAAAAUUGCCUUGCCUCAAUUUGAUAUUAAGAAGGAAGACAUUGAAUAUGGUAACUGUACGAAAUACUAUAAAGGCACUGGCUACUACACGUGUGUGGAAGUGAUCUUCACCCUGAGGAGGCAGGUCGGGUUCUACAUGAUGGGCGUCUACGCCCCCACCUUGCUGAUUGUGGUCCUCUCCUGGCUGUCCUUCUGGAUCAACCCGGAUGCCAGUGCUGCCAGAGUGCCCCUGGGUAUCUUCUCAGUGCUCAGCUUGGCCUCUGAGUGCACAACCCUUGCAGCUGAGCUUCCCAAAGUGUCCUACGUGAAAGCUCUUGACGUUUGGCUCAUUGCUUGUCUUCUCUUUGGGUUUGCUUCUCUGGUGGAGUACGCCGUUGUCCAGGUGAUGUUGAACAACCCCAAAAGAGUUGAAGCAGAAAAAGCCAGAAUUGCUAAGGCUGAGCAAGCUGAUGGAAAAGGUGGAAAUGCAGCUAAAAAGAAUACUGUGAAUGGCACGGGGACUCCUGUUCAUAUCAGCACAUUGCAGGUUGGCGAGACCAGAUGCAAAAAGGUUUGUACUUCAAAGUCUGAUCUGAGAUCUAAUGACUUCAGCAUUGUUGGAAGCUUACCAAGAGAUUUUGAAUUAUCCAAUUAUGACUGCUAUGGAAAACCCAUUGAAGUCAACAAUGGACUUGGAAAAUCUCAGGCAAAGAACACCAAGAAACCUCCCCCUGCCAAGCCUGUGAUUCCCACAGCAGCAAAGCGAAUCGACCUCUAUGCCAGAGCCUUGUUCCCCUUCUGCUUCUUGUUCUUCAAUGUUAUAUAUUGGUCUAUAUAUUUAUGAUAAAUCCAUUUGUAGGAGAUAAAAUCUCACAUCAUUGUGACCUGCCUCAUUCAUAAAUGCCAAUCAGUGAAAACAUCUGCAUUUUCAUAGCAAUAUAUUGCAUUUUGGAUGCCAUUUGAUUGUAAUAUCCACGUGGCAUCUUAACUGAAUGGCAGCAUGAUCUUGUAAUGUCUGUGCUCUAAUAAAAAUGUAUAUAUGUAUAGCAAAUAGAUUGCUUUAGGAAUAAAGAAGGAUAAAGAUACUGCAUAAUAUAAAUCCAAACAGUUCUCUUCAGUUCGUGUAAACUGCAAUACUCCAGAUAAUCCUAAUAAUGAAACAAUAUGCACGCUCAAGCCUGCUAUGGUCGCCAUUCUAGUGUAUGUAGUAUUUCGGAUGUCCUUCCUUGUAACUUUCAGAGAGCUCUCUUAUUCCUGUAUAGUUUUAGAUGUUAGUAUCACAGAUUAAGCAAAGUUGUAUGACAUUUUGUUUAAACUUUGUAAGUAGGAAUAUAUCAGUUACAAUCAUGUGGGCUCUAUGAAGAAAUAAAGUUCAAAAAAGUAUUAAUUUGUGAAAUCAGCUCAUUUUAAAGUGUGCCUGUGUUGUCAAAAUGCCAGUUAAUAAAAAAAAGUAAGAAUUUUUGAAACAAAGGGAAAUCUGUACUUAGAAAAAUGCUUAGUGAGUUCUGGCUUCUGAUAAAAAUAAAUAAAGGAUAGGUCCAUAAUUAAAUAUUUAGGAUAGAAGAAAUUAAUGUAAUCCAUGUUAGAACCUAAAUAUAUUUUCAUGGAUAUCAUUUGUUGGUACAGAGUAAACAAAAUAUUGUGCCUUAAAAAGUUAUACAGAUUUUAGAUGAAUGCAGUAACAGAUAUAUGAUUUCACCUCAUUUUUAAGAAGCCAAAAGGAAAUACCCUAUUACUAGAUGUAACUUGAUUUGGGAAAAUAAUUCAUAAUCAUUCAAGAAUAUUAACUUUUUACUUGUUAAAAUGCUUACCUAUUCAAGUAAAAUUAAGUAUAUUUCCUGAACUAGUUAUUUUAUUUAUUUUAAUAUUUUGGGAUAUAUUACAAAAUAUUUAAUGAUUACACAAAAAAAUCAGUAUAUGUUAGACUUCACCUUUACUUGUAUUUUCCUUCUUCUAAAAGCCUAGGCAACUGAGAUGUACUUACUUUGAUCUUGUCCCAAACGGAAAUUAGGCACUGAGUCUCAUUUUAUGGGGCCCUCAUUUUCUAAUACCACAUUCAAAGCACCCUUUUUUAUUUCAGCCAUGGCUGAAGUUAGAACUAUUAGUAACUGUCUUGGCAUAAAAUAAGGCCAAAGAACCAUAUUUACAUUAUUUGAAGAGUUUUGUUACAACUAAGAGUUUACAUGGCCAGUUCAAUGGUUACAAAAAUAUUAUUUAUGCAAAUUUCUAUACUUAAUUCAAUGCUAUUCAGUUUAUUGAAGUCUUUAAUUUUUAAAGGUUUCUUACAACAAACAUUUUUAAAUGGAUUAUAAUCCAAUUCUUUGUAGUUCUUCAGCUCCCUCUAGUUGCAAAAGCAUAACCAACUGAAUAAUUUUAAAAUGCCACAAAAUAAUCCUAUUGAUGGACUUCAAUACUUGACUAAGAUGUAUGGCAAUGACAAUUUAAUAAUACAACAGGGAUAAGAAAAAUAUUUGUCUUGAAAUAGGACUUAAGUCACUUAAAAUAUUUUUCUUAUUGUUUCUUAUAUCUUUUUUCUUGAUUUUUGCAAAUUUCAUUUACAACAGGGAGUUGGAUCUAGACAGAGGUUUCAUGGAAACCAUACCAUGUUGUAAAUAAAUCUCAUUAUAUAAAUGUAUAAGAUGAUAUAGCCUUGAGUUGACCUUUAAUACCCAGGUAAAUAUGAGUAACUCUGUGAGGAUUAACUAUGGAUGCAUAGCAUCAAAUGGAACAUUAGGCAGUGAUCAUAACAAGGAAGUGCAAUUAAUGCCCACUGAUGCUUUGCAGUUCUGUUCUUAUAGGUUCAUUCACUUAACUCCAAGGCAAUUCUAGUCUUUGUACUUCAAAUAUAUAUCUCUAGGAAAUUUGUGGUGUAUCUACCUGGCAGGUGUGCUAAUACCUCAAAUUCAGUUGCUUCAAAAUAAAAAUGAUCAUCUUCUCACAAUUCAGUAAGUUUUCUUAUUUUCUAUUUCUGUUAAAGACGUCAUUAAUCCAUUUACCUUUACUAAAUCCUCCUUCCUUUCCCACACAAUGUAAGAACUCUAGAUUCUCCUUCCCACACCAACCAUCUCCUGUUUCAGCUCAUACUAGCUGCUAAGACUACUUUGUCUACAAUCUCGAUUCCAUAGAACUCAAUUUAAUUCUUAACUGAUUUUGUGAUGUUUAUUUUUAAUUGUACGUUCAUUAUGUUGGUGUAUUAAAUACUGUUUUUAGUGUAUAUUCAUUUAAAGUUGCUGCAGUAGAUUUUUUGACUAUUCUCCUUGUUCUCCACAGAUCCCUAUUGUUUUUGUGUCUAUACAGAGUUAUUCUAGAAAUUUCCAAAUCCUAUAUAAUUUAAACUUAAAAGAUAACAUAAUGAGAUUGAACAUAAAUAGGAUUUUACUUCAUAUAUAGUGUGACAGUUUCUUUUGUGUUUUUAUUUAGUAUGUCUUCGCAGUUUUUUCAGAUGAGGACAUAUUUGAUAUUUAUAAAUCUAACUUGUGCUCCCUGCUUCCUACCUUACUUUCUAACUUCUAUUUUAUUCUAUUCUAACUUCUAUUCAUAUGGAAAUCUAAGUUGCUGUUUUUCCUAACAUAAAGAAUUAUUUUAAUAAAUAGCUUUGUGCACACAUGGAAGAGAGUACUUCAAAAAUGCACAAAAAUGAGUUAAGAUCUUUAGGUAUGCACAUCGUGGUGCAGUGUGUUAAGCCUCCAUAUGGGGACCGCAUCCCCUGUCAGACUGCCUGGAAUCAGUCCACCACCUCUUCUGAUCCUGCUUCCUGUUAAUGUGUCUGGGAGAUACCAGUAUGUGGCCCAAGUACUUGACUUCCUGCCACCUUUGUGAGAGACCUACCUGGGUGGAAUUCCUGGCUCUUGGCUUCCGCCUAACCCAGUUGUGGCUAAUGUGGGCAUUCAGGGCAUGAAGCAGCAGAUGGAAGAUGUCUCUCUGGGUCGCCCUCUCUUUGUCUGUCUCUAUCACUCUGCCUUUCAAAUAAAUAAAAACUUUUUAGAAAAAUUAUCAAAAAUAUUUUUGCAAACAUUUUGAAAUCCAUGCACUUUUAUCAAAUAUACAUUUGUAUGCCCUUUUGAAGACCUGCAGUAUACAUGAGUAUCAUAUUUGCACUAAAAUGGGUAAUUUCAUUUUCCAUGAACAUUUUGAAAUACUCUCAUAUUUCCAUGAGGCAGAUAACAGAAGUGGAGUUGCUAAAAGUUGAAAUUUCAAAUUUUAGUAAGUUUUCUCAAAAUUUCCCUUCCAAAAGCUGGUAAUGAGGGUUUUCACUAUUAUAGCCCAAGCUUUCAUAGUAGUCAACUCUUAGUCUAUUUUAUGUUGUGGGCAUAUUUCUUAAAAAAAAAUAAAAUAAAA